GACGACGACGUUCAACAUUUUCGCUGUGGAUGCUGGGAGAUCAAUAACCAAGGAAGACAUUUUGGAUUUAAAACGAGCUCACUUAGUGGUUGACGAAAAUAUGCUCCGUCGGCAACACCAUUUAUCAUUAGUUAGAAUGUAUCGUCAGAUGGGUUUGUUUGUCAGUUGUGCGCAAUGAAAUGGCGUCGUUCUUGUGAAAAAUUCCACGCAUUUAUCCCAAACUAUAUCGCCGCGCUCAUCUACGAAUUCUGUUAGGAUAGGUUUCUUGCUGGCUCAGCUGUGUGUAUGUACAUCGAGAAGACUCCUAUAGUUCCUGGCUGUCCUACGAGGAAUUAACCAAUUUAGCCUCUAAGUCCACCAGGCAAUGUCAAUAAUGGUGUACCCCAGGGAGGACCGUCUGGAGAAGCUGUCCCAGGAGGAGAUCAUCUCCAGCACCAAGCUGGUGAUCCAGGGCCUGGAGGCGCUGAAGAGUGAGCACAACUCCAUCCUGCACAGCCUGCUGGAGACCAUCCGCUGCCUGAAGAAGGACGAGGAGGCCAACCUGGUGCACGAGAAGUCCAGCCUGCUGCGCAAGUCAGUGGAGAUGAUCGAGCUGGGGCUGGGCGAGGCGCAGGUGAUGAUGGCCCUGUCUGCCCACCUGAACGCUGUGGAGUCGGAGAAGCAGAAGCUGCGUGCCCAGGUACGUCGGCUGUGCCAAGAGAACCAGUGGCUGCGAGACGAGCUGGCGGGCACCCAGCAAAAGCUGCAGAAGAGCGAGCAGAGUGUGGCCCAGCUGGAGGAGGAGAAGAAGCAUCUGGAGUUCAUGAACCAGCUCAAGAAGUACGACGAGGAUGUGUCCCCUACUGAGGAGAAAGAUGGAGAGCCUCCUAAAGAUACACUGGACGACCUCUUCCCCAAUGAUGAGGAGGACAACAGUCAAGGAAUGCCUCACCAGCAUAACAGUGCAGCGGUGGCCGCAGCCCAGCAGGGUGGCUAUGAGAUCCCAGCCCGCCUGAGGACCCUCCACAACCUGGUGAUCCAGUACGCCUCCCAGGGCCGCUACGAGGUGGCCGUGCCCCUCUGCAAGCAGGCUCUGGAGGACCUGGAGAAGACAUCCGGACACGACCACCCUGACGUGGCCACCAUGCUCAACAUCCUGGCCCUGGUCUACAGGGACCAGAACAAAUACAAGGAGGCGGCUCACCUGCUCAAUGAUGCACUGUCUAUCCGGGAGAAAACCCUUGGGAAAGACCACCCUGCGGUGGCUGCGACACUGAACAAUCUGGCAGUGUUGUAUGGCAAGAGGGGGAAGUACAAGGAAGCUGAGCCCCUUUGCAAGAGGGCUCUGGAGAUCAGAGAGAAGGUGCUGGGCAAGGACCAUCCUGAUGUGGCCAAGCAGCUGAACAACCUGGCCCUGCUGUGUCAGAACCAGGGCAAGUACGAAGAGGUGGAGUACUACUACUGCCGUGCCCUGGAGAUCUACGAGCGCAGGCUGGGCCCUGAUGACCCCAACGUGGCCAAGACCAAGAACAACCUGGCUUCGUGUUACUUGAAGCAGGGGAAGUACAAGGAGGCGGAAAUCCUUUACAAAGAGAUUCUCACCCAAGCUCACGAGAAGGAAUUUGGAUCCGUGGAUGCUGAGAACAAGCCCAUCUGGGUGCAUGCCGAGGAGCGGGAGGAGUGCAAGAGCAAAGACGGCUAUGGAGAUUAUGGCGGCUGGUAUAAGAAUUGCAAGGUGAACAGCCCCACUGUCAACACCACUCUGCGUAAUCUGGGAGCUCUGUAUCGCCGGCAAGGCAAGAUGGAGGCCGCUGAGACCCUGGAGGAGUGUGCCUUGAGGUCCCGAAAACAGGGUGUGGUGGAGCUGCAGAGAGACGGAGACAGGAGGAGGAGCAGGGAGAGUCUGAGCAGCGUAAAAUAUGAGAGCGCCUCCGAAGCGGGGGAGGACGGCAGCGUGGACUGGAAUGGGGAUGGCAGUGGGGCCCUGAGGAGAGCAGGGUCGAUGGGGAGGCUCCGGGAUGUCUUACGGCGAAGCAGUGAGAUGCUGGUGAAGAAACUACAGGGGAACGGUCCCCCCGACCCACGCAACCUCCAUAUGAAACGAGCUGCCUCUCUGAACUAUUUGAACAAGAGCAGUGACGACGACGACUCCUUUCAGAGUCCAGCAGGUGAUAGGAGGCUAAGGCAGAGCAGGAACCUGAGUUCCAGUACUGUUGAUCUCUACAGUGGAACUGGAAACUGAACACACACACUCCCAAAAGUUUUUCCAAAUAUGAUCUUGUUUAAUUUUCACUUGUGCCAUUCUAAACCUACAUUUUGUAGUUUCCAUUCCUACAUUUAAACACUGUUUAAUGUUAUUGCUGCUUUGUAGACUUUCUGUAGAAUUCAAAAAAAUAUAUUGUAAAAAUGUGCUUGGUUGUAAAUGUCAUUGAUAUAUUGUGAGAUUAGACAGCGAGAAUCCUUACUGCUUGGAUUGGUUUGAUACAAAUCCCCUUAAGGUGCAAUCAGACACUCAGGGCUGUGUGUUGUGGACCAAGCAUGGUCUCCAUGUGAAGCUAGUUAUUAGCUAUUAUUCACUAUACCUGCAGAUUCUGAAGGCAUGGUGGGUCAGUACUCUUCCAAAUCAGAGAGGAUUAUUAUUUUUAAGAGCUGUCCAAUUCUUUUUACACUGGUUUCUCCCCUUUCCAUAACCAUGAAGAUACUCGGUACUGUAGUUAAAUAGUGAUUAAGUCAUGAAGAUGGUAUUCAUGAAUAUAGAAUAAAAAUAUAUCUGCGAUUUAAAGGGGUACCUCACCUAAUAAAAAUGUACACGAAGAAAAUAGUUGAUGGAACCAGAUAUUUCUUGUUUAUAUAGCUACUACAGCUUAGCCUUGAGCAUUGUUGAGUGUAAAACAAUUUAAGUGGUGCUAGGACUCCUGUUUUGCUUGUUUCAAAUUACUUAUUUUUUUCAUUAGUUAGGGUGUUCCUCAGAGAUUUUCAAGUAAAGCCAUAUGAGCACAAAUAACUCUGGGGGGCAGCUACUGAAAUUAACCUAAAUCUAAGUACUUACUCAGUAAAGGCCAAAUGCCAUGAUGUAAUUAUCAUUUUUAGGUUAGAUGGUAACCACAUAUUGACCUGGUUAUUUUACAUUUCUUCAGCCACUGUAUAAGAAACAUAUACAGUAAUUAUUUAUCUCAGGGUCUGGGAUUGAGUGUUUCCCAAAGCUAUACUUUCCAAUGCUGUAUCAAUUCAUGCAAUACACUCUUCGAACAAAGGGUUCUUCGGGUGUCACCAUAGAAGAAACCUUUUUGGUUCCUGGUAGAACUCUUUUGGGUUCCAUGUAGAACCUUCUGUGUAAAGGGUUUUACAUGGAACUCAGAAGGGUUCUACUUGGAACCAAAAGGGGUUCUUGAAAGGUUUCUCGUGUGGGGACAACCAAAGAACCCUUUUAGGUUCUAGAUAGCACCUUUUUUUUCUACGUGUGUAACUAAGCCAUGUCUUCCCUGGUCUUGAUCUGUUUGUGCUCUUUCCCACAGUCUAGCCUCACAGCAUAAUGGUCAUGUUUGGCAUGAUAGCACAAACAGACUGGCACAGGCUAAGGCUAACUUUCUAUGGAUGUCAAAAUGUUCCAAUGUUGAAGAGGGGAGGCUCAUUUUCUCUAUAGCUUUUCCUCCCUAAGAACGUUGGAGAGACACAAAGGAAAACAUUUGUUUUCAUUCAGCCAUGCAAGAGAUGCGUUCCAUUAGAUCUAUUUACCAGUUGUAGCACAGAUAUUAAAUUAUAUAAUGAAAAAUGAUUAUAAUCAUGUUUUAUUGAGUUUAUGAAUCAGUCAUAUGAAUGUAGUAUUGCACUAAAAAGAUCAUUAGGCUUGAAUUGUGAAUAUAUUUUAAUAUUUGUUUAAAUAUGACUAAGAUUUAUAAAGUUUCACUUCGGUGCUAUAUGUGUUAAUAUAUAUGUAGAUCAGAAGGUUUUUCAUAUUCAGAUGACUCAAUGUUUAAAGGGUCUUUUAGUGGUGUAAAACUGAAUGUUAACCAUUUUCAGGUUAUGAUAUUCUUCUCAUGCAAUCAUUUUCAGUCAGAAUUCCUUAAUUGAAUGUAAUAAACCCUUAAUAAAAUAGCUAAUAUCA
Molecule: messenger RNA, 4084 nt
Organism: Oncorhynchus tshawytscha (Chinook salmon)
Lineage: Eukaryota; Metazoa; Chordata; Actinopteri; Salmoniformes; Salmonidae
Product: kinesin light chain 1
Exons: 16
Coding region: 365-2221 (618 amino acids)
Biological process (GO): microtubule-based movement
Cellular component (GO): membrane-bounded organelle; kinesin complex; cytoplasm
Molecular function (GO): kinesin binding
Source: RefSeq, a predicted model, not a curated record